Molecule: messenger RNA, 473 nt
Organism: Myzus persicae (green peach aphid)
Lineage: Eukaryota; Metazoa; Arthropoda; Insecta; Hemiptera; Aphididae
Exons: 4
Coding region: 126-473 (115 amino acids)
Source: RefSeq, a predicted model, not a curated record
ACUGGAUGACGGAGAAUUCGCUAAAAGUAUGAAUAUAUAUAUUAUUUUGAAAUUAUUUAACAUAUUUUGCAUUAAAUUAGGCUGCAGAUGAGGAACUGAUCAAAUUUCUCCCGCCUACCCAGAGGAUGCAAGAAGUUGAGGAAUUAAAGUAUAAUACUGAAACCUUUGACAUGAAAAUGCUACAGCCAUCACCACCAAGAUACUCAAGUAUGUCUCCAUUGAUGACAUAUAACGAAGAUGAUUUAUCACAGUCACGGGCAGCUGACGAGGAGAGGGGGUUCAGAGAAUAUUCAUCCACACAUUCGGACACAGCAUGGGCACCAAUUCGGAAAACCAAACCAAAGGCUGUUGGCGAGUACGACGGUCCGACAUAUUUUAACAGAUGGCCAUCAUCCCCACCACCUCUGAUCGACUACUCAGACUGCAAGUCAGCAAAAUCAUCUAAUAGGUGUAUUAAAAAAUUAUUUUAUUAA